GCGAUAGCAAUAAGAAUUUACAAUUACCUUUAUUUAAUUAAACAAGACUAACUAAAUAUGUCUACUAAUCAGACAAUUGAAAUGUUAAGACCAUAUAUGAAAGAUUUUGACAGUAUUGUUUUACCCUAUUGGUACAAAUUUCAACAACCACAUCCAUAUUAUCAGUAUACAAUUGGAUUAUUCAUUGCAUGCGUUGGAAUCACUGGUGUAUGCCUUAAUUUAUUAGUCAUCACAUUUUUUACAACAGUUAAAUCACUACGAACGCCUUCAAAUAUGCUUGUUAUAAAUUUAGCAAUAUCAGAUUUUGGUUUUUCCGCAGUUAACGGUUUUCCUCUAAAAACCAUCUCUGCAUUCAACAAAUUUUGGCCAUGGGGAAAAACUGCUUGUGAUCUGUAUGCUUUAUCGAGUGGACUUUUUGGUUUUGUAUCUCUGUCUACGAUAGCCGCUGUGGCAGUAGAUCGUUAUAUGGUGAUUGCAACUCCCUUUGAAAGUGUAUUUCAAACAACUAAUAGGAGAACAAUAAUUCUAAUGUUAUUCUUGUGGCUUUGGUCUCUCAUUUGGACGAUCCCACCACUGUUUGGAUUUGGUCGAUAUGUUCUAGAAGGAUACCAAACAUCAUGUACAUUUGACUACAUAUCUACAGACCUUACCAAUCGAUUGUUCAAUAUUGGUUUAUUCGGCUUCGGUUUCUUGUGUCCAUUGUUUCUAUCGAUAUUUUGCUACUCCAGAAUUGUUAUGAUUGUUAGGAGACGAGGCAAGGAUUUUAUGGAGAUGGCAGCAAGAACAAGCACCAAGAGUGAUAAUCAAAAGAAUAAGACUGCCACUGUAUCAUCAACAAAAUCUGACAGUUUUGUGCUCAAAUCAGCAGCUAUACUGUUAGGUGUUUAUUCAAUAUGCUGGACACCGUAUGCUGUUAUUUGUUUCAUAGCUUUUAUCGGUUAUCCUCAUAUUCUUACACCAAUAAUGGUUGAAAUACCUUGUCUUGUUGCUAAAACAGCAGCUGUAUGGGAUCCGUGUAUCUAUGCCUUCAGAUAUCCUAGAUUUCGUGCACUUUUAGAGCGUAAAUUUGGUUUAUCAUGCUUUGCAGGGAAUAAACGCAAGAUUGGCAGUACUUCCAAAGCAGAAGCUUCGACUCUAUGUCAAGUUGACGAUUAGAAAUCAUUUAUGGGAAUGAUGGAAAUAGAAAAUGAUAUUUCACUUUAAUGUGCCUCAGUGUAUCUCUUCUAUAAUCAUCUUUCUCAUCACUAUUAUUAUUACUAUUAUUAUAAUUGUAUUAGAAAAGUUGUAAUUAACUAGAGUUAUCUUUACACAAGAAUAUCUGAUUACUCAGAAAACUACAUUUGUUAUUUCCAUUAUUUUUUAAUACAAUGUAAAAAUUGUUGAGCUGAAAUAGUUGUUAGUAAAAACAAAAAUAGAAUAAAACAAUAGAACAUUUGAAUAAUUUGGUGUUCCAAAGAGUCGCAGCAUGGUUUUACUAGUCAGCAGUUUUAUUUUUACAAAUAAAAACUUUUUGAAAACUGAUAGCAAUGAACAA
Molecule: messenger RNA, 1534 nt
Organism: Trichobilharzia szidati
Lineage: Eukaryota; Metazoa; Platyhelminthes; Trematoda; Strigeidida; Schistosomatidae
Source: the annotation of a GenBank genome assembly